Leopardus geoffroyi (Geoffroy's cat) is the source of this 9037-nucleotide messenger RNA. RefSeq names its product ring finger protein 130 (gene RNF130). Lineage: Eukaryota; Metazoa; Chordata; Mammalia; Carnivora; Felidae. The transcript has 8 exons. The record is from RefSeq and is a predicted model, not a curated record. Bases 256 to 1716 code for a protein of 486 amino acids.
GGGAGGGGGCUGGGCAGAGCGGCGGCGAGCGCGCCGGAGGCGGCAGCCGGGCUAGCGGGACUUUGUGUUUCACAGACCCUGCUUCAGGCGCAUCCUCUUGGAGCCGCCUCCCAAACCCCGCCGCUGCCAAGCGAGGCGCCCCCGAGUCGGCGGGACCAGACCCGUGGGAUGGAGUGGGCCCGUCCCCACGGCCCUCAGGGGGCCCCGAGGAGACCACCGCGAGCUGCCUGACCCGCCGUCCUCGCCCAGGGGCCCAUGGGCGCGUCCCCGCGGGCGGGCCGCAGACGUGAGGGCGGCGAGCGGCGUGGCCGCGGCGCCGAGGAGGACCGUGCUCGUGCCCGGCCCCGCGCAGGCCGCGCGCGCGCGCUCCCGCCGCAGCGCCGGCCGCGCCCGCCCCGCCUCUCCGCGCCGGCCCUGGAGCCCGGUCCGCGAGCGGCGGCGGCGGCCGGAGGGACGAUGAGCGGCGCGGCGCGGGCGGGCCCGGCCCGGCUCGCCGCGCUCGCUCUGCUGACCUGCAGCCUGUGGCCGGCGCGGGCGGACAACGCGAGCCAAGAGUACUACACGGCGCUCAUCAACGUGACGGUGCAGGAGCCCGGCCGCGGCGUCCCGCUCACGUUCCGCAUCGACCGCGGGCGCUAUGGGCUCGACUCGCCCAAGGCCGAGGUCCGCGGCCAGGUGCUGGCACCGCUGCCCAUCCACGGAGUUGCUGAUCAUCUGGGCUGUGAUCCUCAAACACGGUUCUUUGUCCCUCCUAAUAUCAAACAGUGGAUUGCCUUGCUGCAGAGGGGAAAUUGCACAUUUAAAGAGAAAAUAUCACGGGCUGCUUUCCACAAUGCAGUGGCCGUGGUCAUCUAUAAUAAUAAAUCCAAAGAGGAGCCUGUUACCAUGACUCAUCCAGGCACUGGAGAUAUUAUUGCUGUCAUGAUUACAGAAUUGAGGGGUAAGGAUAUUUUGAGUUAUCUGGAGAAAAACAUCUCUGUACAAAUGACAAUAGCUGUUGGAACACGAAUGCCGCCAAAGAACUUCAGCCGUGGCUCUCUUGUCUUCGUGUCAAUAUCCUUUAUUGUUUUGAUGAUUAUUUCUUCAGCAUGGCUCAUAUUCUACUUCAUUCAGAAGAUCAGGUACACGAAUGCACGCGACAGGAACCAGCGUCGUCUUGGAGAUGCCGCUAAGAAAGCCAUCAGCAAAUUGACAACAAGAACAGUAAAAAAGGGUGACAAGGAAACAGACCCAGACUUUGAUCACUGCGCAGUCUGCAUUGAGAGCUAUAAGCAGAAUGAUGUUGUCCGGAUUCUCCCCUGCAAGCAUGUUUUCCACAAAUCCUGCGUGGAUCCCUGGCUUAGUGAACACUGUACCUGUCCAAUGUGCAAACUUAAUAUUUUGAAGGCCCUGGGAAUUGUGCCAAAUUUGCCAUGUACUGAUAACGUAGCAUUUGAUAUGGAAAGGCUCACCAGAACCCAAGCAGUUAACCGAAGAUCAGCCCUAGGUGACCUCGCCAGUGACAACUCCCUUGGCCUGGAGCCACUUCGAACUUCGGGGAUCUCACCUCUUCCUCAGGAUGGGGAGCUCACUCCUAGAACGGGAGAGAUCAACAUUGCAGUAACAAGUGGUCACUUCUUUCAUCGAAACUCCUUGUCUCCUCGGAGUCUGGUGUAUGAAAGUGAAUUCUCCACAAUCGAACCCUCUUUGGACAUGUAUGAUGAGAACAAAACCUGAUUUUUCUAAAUGGGCUCUGGGGGGUCACCUCUUUUGUGAUUUGAUUUAUGAUCACCUUUCUUAUUUUGUAUUCUUCUGUCAGCGUCCAUUGUGGAAGAAUGGCAGGGCUUUCCAAGCACAGAUUGGGGCUCAGGUUAAACUGCAAGGUUCCCCCAAGGUGAGGCUUUGAGGACAGUGUUAUUGUCCAGGUGACCUUGGAGCACUGAAAACCUGUCCAAAGCUGGGCCAGGAACAUGGGUCCCAACAAACCUGGCUGUUCCCGGAGAAGAGCAGGGGCCCAGGGGUCAAUGUUGCAUUGCAAACAUGUCUCUGAGUAAUUACAUGCAUAUUCUGUGUCAGGGUGAUGUUGGGGUUUUUAAAAUACCUUUUGUGCUCCCCACUUACAGUGCGUACUUAAGCUUGCAGGUGACACUCCUCACUGACGUGGGGCACAAGUUGCUGCUACGUGGCCCACUCUCUAUCUUCCUGUCUCUUCUCCUACUUUCUGUUGAGGAGCCUCUUGCCAAAGGUUCCUGAGAGAAAGGCUUGCCUUUCGUCCCUCCUCUGAGACUACCACCCAGCACACCACGGUGGGGCUGCCGGCUGUGCAGGGCGGGCAGUCUUGCUCGUUGCCGUUUCCAGCCCCCCUCCUAGAGCAUGACACAGGGGGCCGAGUGCUUUUGUGACCACUGAAGCCCUGAAGGCCCUGACCCCGAGGCCUGUGGACUUGUCUGCUUGGCAUCUGCUGAGGUGUGAGGAGAGGUGGGCCCCACGAGGACAGCCUGGCAGUCUUCUCUGGGUGACCUUGGAGUGAUGGCCAAUGGGUGUCAAGCCCAGAACAACUCUGAGUGUUUUCUUGAGAUCAGACCACCUCCUUGCUGUUAGAUACCAGAUGAGCACCCCUCUUCAGUCUUACCAGUCUGACCCAGUUGCCUCCUACCAGCCUUGGCAUGAAGAAGGCACAGGGGCUUACAGAAAAAGACACGGUGGCCAGCAUGGCGGACAUCAGGGACACACGUGCUCGCCCCACACGCCUGGGGAUGACAUCGAGUUAACGUCACAAGAAACAUGUACGUGAAGAGUAAUCCCAGCACAGAACCACAACAAGCAAAUCUGUAAAACAAAUUGACGCCUCCUUUUUGCUCAAGGACACACUGCAGAUCAGCCUGUUUCUCCUAUCAGUAGGAGCCAUACAGAGAUGUAAAUGUGUUCAGGUCCUAGAUCCUUCUUAUGAGAAUGGAAACUUCAGCCUCCAUAUGCUUACAUCUGGCAGCAAACCACUCAGACCUGUGACCUGCCCCCCACCCUGUGAUUUUUAUUAACUCUGUAAAACAGAAAUUCAAGGUGGACACUUGCCGUUUUUCCCUGUGCAGCUGGCUUCUCCCCUUUAAGUGUCUAUUCUCAUCACAUGUUGCUAGGAUGCCUCAAAACACAGUUGCGCCCCCGAGCAAAACCCCUCAGAGAACCAGGGUGGUGAUAGCCAUUGGGAACGUCACCUCCCAGUGACCAGUGGCGUUAUGUCCAUAAUCAUUUGAGGCUAGAACAGUGCAGGAUUUUUAAGGUCUUAGCAGCUUUUUCUUUUUACCUUUAACCAAGGGCUUCUAUUUGGUUCUUUUUUUUUUUUUCCUUUUUAUUGUCUUUGUAGUACAAAAAAAUUUUUGAUAAACAGUUUCAAGAAAGCACUGUUCAGAAAGGUUUGCCCCACUGGCUCUGUGGUGAGGGAAUGAGUCUCAAGGAGAUUAGAACUCAGUGUUCCAGACACACCCAAGUUUGUGUUUGCUUUGGCUCAUCCAACAGGGAAGAUGGCUCAAUUCUGACCGUGUUGUCUGUACCAUGACCUUGUUUUCCUGCACCAGAACUGAGAUCCCAGCAGGGCACUCUCUUCUGAUUUGUAUGGUCUCACAAAAGCGUAGGCAUUAAAUUUUACUCAAGACAUUCCUUUACUGAAAAGGAAUGAAGUGACCUGAGAAAAAAUUAAAAACUCAGACCCCUAAAUAUCUACGUAUUAAAACAUAUUUGAAUUUCUGGUAAAUCUAGGACACGCCUUCACUGUCAAAUAACCAAGGAGGCAUUUCUUACAGGGGAAUUCACUCAGAAUAGUGCUCUGGGUCCCAGCUUGACACCUUUUCCCUAAAAAUUGAGGCCACUUUUCUGCUCGGCUACAGAACGUCCUGCCUUUGUCAGGAGAGACAGUAACUCCGGGAAUAGCAAUAUUUGUCCCAAAUAACAGCCUCUUUGCUGGCAGCGGUGCUGGAGACUUCUCUGUGGAGCCACUCCAGGGACCCCAGAGAGUGGGGUAGGGGUCUGGGUGAGACAUCCUUCUCAGCACCCCUACCUCUGAGAAGUUUGAGGUUUAGAAGCAGUUUAUUGGCCAUACAGGCCUGGUUGGGGUUAUGGAGAGACCAGACCCUCUUCCCUAGCAUAUGAGGAUCUCAGUUGUUCCAGGUCUUACAGCCACAGUGGUUAUUAGCCAGGAAGUGUAGAUAGCUUCUGAACGUUUUUUUUGUGGGGCAGGGAGGGUUACUAUUUGAAGAACAGAAGGGACAGAGGAACAAGUCGCUUACACCGCAAACCCUCUGUCCCUCCUGCGGACUGCUCUGAGCUCCGCCUGGCUCCCACCUCUUCCUCCCAGCAUGGCCUCCACCCCGUCCCCAGGCCGUGCCCGGUGCAGACCUCUCAGCAUGCACCACAGGAUACUUGUGGAGUGGGGUCUGGGGUAGCCAUAACCAUCACCUGAUCAGCCAGGAAUUGGGUCGUUACAGUUAAAAUGCAAACACUUAGGAUUUGGUUGUGUUUCACUUCUGGAGUGAGCAACUGCCCAUAGCCCUCUUUUGCUGAUCCGUCAGGGAGAGGGAAGAGGCCACUGGCCAGGAAACAACAGAAGGGCCAGGCAUGGCAUCACCCAGUGGUGGGUGGGUAGUGUGUCUGUCCAGGGCUCCCGGCCUCUGCCCCCUCAGGGGAAGACCAGCUCUACUCCUGGGUGGUUAAAGACACCUCACCAAGUCUGGUGAGGCCGGCUUUUGAAGGAAGGCUCCAUUCCCCAGCCCCUCCUCAGGCCUGACUCAGAGGAACUGCCAAGGGGCGCGCUUCCCUGAACACCCGUUUGGACUGUACUGCCAGCUGCCCUGCUGCACCCAGCAGCCCAGCUUCCAAAACACGCAGUUGCUAAGGGUUUAAACAAAAUAAGAUUACUGAAUUUGACUGACCUGAAAUUUCCUAUGGGCUUUGUAAACUCUUCUCGUAUUCUUAUUACCCCUCACACCCCAUUCUUUCCAUGAUCUCCCGUUAAAUGAAACUGGUUCCCAAAAUGCUGUCUCCCCAUUAACCUUUAUCACUUAGGCUGUGGUUCUGCUAUAGGCAAACAAGGAGGUGGUGUUAAUGUCAGGUCGCCCUGACAAGCGGUUGCUGUUCCUAAAUGUCAUGGAACAAAAACACUGGUUUCCAGGAAGUAGAAUUUAUAAGGAAAAGAGUAGGAUUACGAGGCUAAUUUCCUCAACAGACCUUUAUUCAGUUCUCAAUAUUUGCUACACUCAGAGUUGAGGGGGCUCCAGGGAUCAUGAAGACUUAGGCUGUUCUAGAACACUGGCCAACUGUGCUGUGAGGUGAAAUACGAUGACGGUGAGUCAUGGAGAGGGGGGUUUCCCCGGGGUGCAGAAGGAGGGGCACCAGGCAGCCAUGAGAAGGCAGGAUGGGAAUGCACACUGCCCCGCCCCAUGAAGACGAGGGAUGAGGAGCAGGAGACUGGCAAGGCAUGGGUCUCACUCCCGGGGCUGUGUGGAGGGCCCACAUCUCUGGGAAAGAGCGAGAGUGGGGAGGGUAUGGACCAGAGAGGCACUGCAAUGCCCAGGUGCUGAGGCCUGCCCCAGGGCCGAAGGCUUCACUGUUAGGCCCGAGCCCGGGGUCCCACCAGCCUGAAGAGGAAGUCCAGGUGACCAGUCUCGGUGACCCGAUAGGUGUUGGUGGGACCCAGGGAGAGCCCCUGUGGGGACACUUUCCACCUCCCUCUAGUGGGAGGCCUGGAGGUGUAGCUCUGGAUCUCAGGCAGCCUGAGGUAAGGAAAGGGCGGUUAGAAUUCCUGGGAAGCUGUGUUUGAAAGGAAUAGGUCACCUAGACCUACCAAAGUAGCCCCCAUGUAAUCCCUGCCCCUCAGAUGACCCAAACCUUCUCCCUCCUCUCCCCUUCUCCUUCUUUCUCCCCCUCCCUCCCUCCCUACAUCCCCCCUACACAUACACACAGGUGUGUACACAAGACACACACACUCACACACAUAUACACUCACAACAGUUAGACUCCCCAGAGAGGCUGUCCAGCCAGGCCUGGCGUUCCCUUCAUUCAGAUGAUGGUGGGAGCCAGAGUGGGGCUGAAAUUGCCCAGUGACAUGAGAGCCAAGCUUGGGAAAAAGCCCUGGGGACACCAACAUUUAAGGGAUGAGCAGAAGGAGCAGGUGUCGGCAACCAAUUUAGUUUAAACCACUGGGUGGGACUUCCCUCUUCAAGAAAGGAGGUGAUGGCUUGGGGGCGGAGGAGUUGCCCCUCACUCACUCCCAGAAACAGAGUUUGGACUGAUUGACCUGAGCACUACUCCCAACACCCGAGGAAAGGAUCAUUAUCACAGGGCAACUGUUAGGACACCCACAACUUGAAAGAAGUGUCUUCCCUGCUAAGGGCACUUGUCACAAGGGAGGUGCGUCUGCUUGUGCCUUGUGGCCUCGUUGGUAAAUCAUUCCAAAACCUAGUGGGAAAAGGAGAAAAUGAGCGCAUAUGUUCACAUGACAUCCAUGGAUGUUUUGCAAGACUGGGAAACUUACACAUUUUAAGUCUCGUAACAUCAGAGGAAAUCCAGAAAGAAGGAUACAGAGGUAAGGUGCCUGUGUUGGCUGCAUGGAACUGUGCUUUGCCUACCAUCCUGUGAAACAGUAGCAAGAGCCAAGUGUGGCAGAAGGGCGAAAGGUCUCCCCUCCCUUCCAUGUCCCACUCUGAGACGGAGACCCUAACUAGCUGGCGUCUUCCCCGCCCCCUCUCUAGGGCUCCACCGGGGUGCUGGUGGAGUCAGGAAGGUUGCCUUCUUAGGCGUAUCCUGAAAGAUCCCCACUGACUGAGCCUUGACAAGGAGGGCCCAGUUGGCACCCUAGUAGGCAGGGGGUGAUAUCAGUCCCCUGUGAUCUCAAGAGCUGCAUCCCACCAGCCAGCCUCCAGUGACUGUGGAGGGGAAGGGGUGCUGGCAGCCUCAGCUACUUAGAAGGACGACAUGUCUGCACCCAAGACUUGGCUCUCACUGUCUCAUGGUCUAACAAGGCCCCAUGGGGGCCCCCAGCCCACAACCUAGGACUUACCUGGGAUUUGCCCUCUGGCAGUUCACUCUAGCUCAAGCCUUUUUUUUUUUUUUUCUUUCUGUUUUCUUCACUCUGACUUGGGGGAGAAGGAAGAUACUUUGUGACAAAAAAAAAAAAAAAAAAAAAAAAAAAAAUUUCAAAAUUUUGAAUUUCAUGCAAACUUGAGUAUUAAACUUUCAGAAGGAUUCAGUGCUGCUGGAAUCCCUCAGACCUUCUUCCUGGGCUUUCCUAGUUCCUCCCAUUGAAUCUUCUACAUGCAUAUACCACAAAAGACCAAGGUUCUAGGUGGCACCAACCGGCCUGGCAUCCUGAAAGGAAAGAGUUUCUCUGAAACGGCAGGCCCAAGGAGCGUUGCCAGGGGCCCAGAGACAGCUGCCAGAGCCCCGGUGCUCAAGCCAAGGGUGGUGUUGAGAAUCAGCGGAAGCGCCUUUAUAAACCACACACAUUCUCCUUUGGUGGAAAAGCCAAGAGCUGGAGGAAGUCAUUGGCACCCUUUUCUUUGCCGCAGUGGAUCUUGAAUCUCCUGGGACACAACCUUGAGGAUCCCCGGCCCAGUCGAAUGCUGGCCUGAAACAGCUCAUUUCCCACCAGUCCACUGUCAUCCGCUUGGGUGGGCACAUGUGUAGGGAAGACGCAUGUUGGUUGGUCAUCUGGCAACCCUGGCUGGCCUUCAUCAGCUCCUUACCCCCUCCACAAUCACCCUCUCUCCAGCUCUCUUUAGGACUCUCAGCAACUGUCAGAAGCCCCAGAUGAUCGUUCUGAGCUAUAUUUUUACAAAUUUAACCCAGCACAAAGUGGAUCCUAAUUUGUUUUCAGAAUUACCCUUCAUCCACAAUUAAGUCCAAGUGUAUUUACACUGUGUGAUAUUAAAGGACUAUUCUAGUGACUGGUAGGUACUGAGCUGAGAUGGCUAUAAAGACAAAAGGUGGGGUGGGGGGUAAGUAGACUCUAAUAUCCAGGCCAUUUCUUUCCCUUCACUCAAGUAAGCUGUUGCUAAGCAGGUUACCUGCCUGCUGACUGUAUGCUGUGUGGACAAAGUCAACUAGCUGUGGCUAGUGUCUGCGUCCCCAGCACCUUUACUGGGUACCCAGCCUGAAAUGACACAUGCCUUCCUAGAGAGAGCACUGUGUCCUACAUCCCCCUGGCUUGCUGAGCCAACUGGAGUAGGGGCGCCCUUGGCUGGUGCUUGGGGCCAGAAUCUAAAGCCAAGUCUAAAGCUGAGAAUGAGAAGCAGGGUCCACUCCCAAGUGGCUGUGGCUCUGCCUAAGGAAACCUGACUGGUGUGAUCACAGAAACAAAAGACUCCAAGCUAUGAAAUGCUAUUUGGGGUAUGGGGAACAGCGUCACCUACUAGAAUAGUCUUCUUCCUGUACAAGAGAAGGAGUUGGUCCAAACUGAAGGCUACAUAUGUCACAAUUGUUUUUGACCCUCAGUAGCUUUUGUACUCAUAUAAAAUAUUAAAGUUACCCCUUUCAUAUUUGGGUCAUUCACAGAGCUCUCUUAUUCUGGGUUCCUGCUAACUAUGCACAACAUCUCAGAGGAUGGCAUACAAAACUAUUUUUCUAACUGUAGCACAGGUAAUUUGGGGUGGGGGAGGCUUGGGAUAUACCUAAAUGUGGCAAAUGACUUAUCUUCCACCUUGAGGGAUGAAAGGGAAACUAUGCACUUGAAUUUUAACUCACCAAUGGAUAGCUUGUGCUAGAAAAAACAUACAUCAAAUAGCCCAAAAGCAAAAUUGAUCAUUUGCUUCAUUUGGGGGCUCACUGUAGGGGGAGUUACUUUGUCUAGAACACAGAUUACCUGUGAGUAAAAUGUGAGCUGAUUAUUGGCAAUCAGAUCUUAUAAGCCCUUUGAAAUGUCCUGGGCAGCACAAUGGCCUAGGUCCAUAUGGUUAAUGUAAGUAUAAUUAAGUAGUGAAAUGGUAUGGUAUAUACCUAUAUGCUGAUAGUGUAUACCUGUAUGUGUGGGAUUUGCUAAUAUAACCAUUUCAAUAAAACCUACUGAAAAAGC